Messenger RNA from Vigna umbellata (rice bean), 1373 nucleotides. RefSeq names its product NAC domain-containing protein 1-like. The record is from RefSeq and is a predicted model, not a curated record. Lineage: Eukaryota; Viridiplantae; Streptophyta; Magnoliopsida; Fabales; Fabaceae. Gene Ontology annotation, molecular function: DNA binding. Gene Ontology annotation, biological process: regulation of DNA-templated transcription.
CCAAAGUGACCAUUUUCUCUCUCUAACUUUGGCCAUCCACCACAUUACUUUCUCUCUCUUCAAAUGGUCCCUACUUUGGAAAACUUUGAACCUUCAUCCCCCUUUUCUGCCUUGGCCUAAUCUCUUCACAAAUUCCACACCCAUAAAAGGCCUUCCACUCUUCAAACCCCAAAUAUUUCAAUCCUCUCUCAAGGUUAUAGCUUGUGUCUUUGUGUUCAUUUUUCACUAAACCCACCCAACCUUACACCCAAAAACAUUCUUUCUCUUUGCAUAGUUUUCUUUGUUAGUUAGUUGAAUUAGGGUUAUGGGAACCCCACAAUCCAACAACUUGCCCCCAGGAUUUAGGUUCCACCCUACAGAUGAAGAGCUCAUUCUUCAUUACCUUAGGAAAAAGGUGGCCUCCAUUCCUUUGCCAGUUUCCAUCAUUGCUGAGGUUGAUAUCUACAAGUGUGAUCCAUGGGAGCUACCAGCUAAGGCUGCGUUUGGGGAGAAAGAGUGGUACUUUUUCAGUCCGAGAGACCGGAAGUACCCAAAUGGAGCUCGGCCAAACAGGGCAGCUGCUUCAGGGUAUUGGAAGGCAACAGGCACUGAUAAGAACAUAGUUGCAUCAUUGGGUGGAGGAGUGAGAGAACAUUUUGGUGUGAAGAAGGCUUUGGUGUUCUACAAAGGAAAACCCCCAAAGGGUGUCAAGACCAAUUGGAUCAUGCAUGAAUAUCGCCUUGUUGACACCAAUAAACCUGUUAGGAUCAAAGACACUUCCAUGAGAUUGGAUGACUGGGUUCUAUGCCGGAUAUACAAGAAGUCGAAACACAGUCUAAGUUCAAUCACAGAGGCAGCACAAACAGUGGAAAUAAAAGAGCAAGAAGAAGCAGAAGAUCAAGAAGAGCAAAUGAAAGAAGGCUUUUCUUUUUCAGCAAUCUCCAACACUGCAACACCUCUUCUCCCUCCUCCACAAGCCACACUCAUAUCUCAAAAAUCUCUAUCCUUCUCCAACCUCUUGGAUGCAACAGACUUUUACAUGCUCAGCACCAUCUUAUCAGAGAACCAUAACUCCAGUAAUUACCCAAACACAACUGAACCAUUGUUCAACUCUGAGAAUCUGGAUCAUGAAACCCAGCAGAAUUUCUACAACAACAACACUGAUAUUAACAAUAGUACCUGUUUCAUUCAGAAGAACCCUUCGGCGAUUGCCCACAUGGAUGAGAACAUGAUGUACCCUCCAAAGAAACACCAUAGUUCCUCUUGCCAUUUUCCUAACACCACCCUCCAAAACCAGAACCCCCAACGGAACUUCAUCUUCAAGCAGCCUCACAUGAAUCACCAGCUACUUCCGGGUCCCCAAUAUCUUCAAUUUCAGUGAUAAAACCAAAACA